Molecule: messenger RNA, 3480 nt
Organism: Schistosoma guineensis
Lineage: Eukaryota; Metazoa; Platyhelminthes; Trematoda; Strigeidida; Schistosomatidae
Source: the annotation of a GenBank genome assembly
GGAUAUUGAAUGUAGAGAGCGCUGUAUAAUAUACCGGCUACGUCCCAAAGAUGAAUGCAAAACUGCCUUUAGAUACUAACUAUGAUUUAGAACAACAGUUCAUCCUUCGGAUGACAGACACAGUUGCUGCUCAAAAUCUGGCAGCCGAUAUCGAUGCUGGCAUACCUUUCAAGGAAAAUUUUACCGUAGAAUUCAAACCUGAUAUGCGACAUACAAUUGUUCGGUAUAAUGGUCAAGUUUACCAAGGUCAGAUUAUGGAUCUCCCAUGCAUAAUAGAAUCCUUGAAGACUACAGAUAAAAAGAAUUUCUACAAAACAGCUAAUAUCUGUCAAAUGAUGAUUUGUACUCAAGGUGAUGAAACUGGUCCACUACGUGGGACUGCUGCAUAUUUAGACAAUCGUCCUGGUUCACGCAAUAAAACAUUUGAUAUUAGUCAUGAAAAUCGAGAAUUUCAAUUUCUUCAUGGGAUAACACCACCAUUAAAAAAUGUCUUACAUCGUCGAUUUCGUAAAACGCGUAGAAAACGUUUUGUUGAUAUGCCUAAAAUUGAGAAAGAAGUCAAACAACUACUGAGAGCUGAUUUACAAGCUGUCAAUGUAAAAUGGGAAGUUAUAUGGACUGAUCCACCUGCGCCUGUAAUACGAUCGAAUGGAAAUAACAAUAAAUCAAGUCUAUCUAAUAAUGAAACCGAUAGUUGUAAUAAUGUUCAAUUAGGCAAUCAACAACGUACAGCUGAUGAUGAAUUAGAAGAGGAAGAAGAUGAAGACGGUGGACGAGCAUAUGCAAUAGAUCAUCGUGAUGUAUUCGGUGAAAUAAGUAGUAGCAGUAUUGGUUCUUCAAGUGAUAGUGACGACAACAGUAGUAGUAGCAGUCAUCGCGGGAAUGGUGGUGGUGGCGGCGCUGACCGUCGUCGUCAUCGUCAUGAAGGAGGUGGAGGAAGGGAAAGACUUGGAAGUAAUGAUCAUCCUAGUGAUAAUGAUGAGCACACUGUUGUUGGUGAUGGCAAAGUAAAAGAUUAUAAUCAAUCAUCUGCACAAAAUCAAACUACUGAUAAUAAUGCUUUGAUAACUAAUCAAUCAACUUCAGAAACUGUAUAUAACAAACUAAAAUCUACCACUAUCACUUCAACAACUAACGAUCUCGUUAAUGAUGUUAUUUCUGCUACUACUUCUAUCAUUCCUGUUGAUAAUCUUAAAGAUGAAUUGGCUGCGGAACUUUUACUAUCUGAUUCCGGUGAUGAACAAGCUGAUAGUGUUGAUGAUGAUGAUUUACAAACUUCUGUUGUUACUGAAUUAAUUGCAAAUUCUACUAAUGAUAAUCCUAUGAAUAUUCAACAUAUUCAUAAUGCUACAAUAAAUAAUCAAAUUGAUGAUGAUUGUAUUGUAACUGGUACCAUCACUGAUCUAGAUAAUUUAGUGGAUGUGGUCGUUAAUGAUGUUGAUGAAGAUGAUGAUGAUGAACGUAACAAUAUUAUACAUAGAGGUGGUGAAUUAUUGGAUGAUAAUUCAUUUAUGGGUUUCACGAAUACAACAACACAAAACUUUUAUAAUGUAUUCAAUGCAGAUAUUGACGAUGAAGAUACUUCAUAAUAAGGAGAAUAACAAAAGCAAGUGAGUUUAUUGUUUAGCAGAGUUUAUUACUAAACCUGAAGAUCCUAGGUUCAAUGCCUGGUGUAGUUGUGGAUACGCACUACACAGAACAAAACAGUUGUCUAGUGAUUGUAGAUUUUCAGUAUUUCUCUAGGUAAUAUCUGUUCAUGAUAUAAAAUAUGCAACUCAACAGUCUCAGAAUCUGUACACCAUGCAAUAAAAAAAAAAUUAAUGAAUUAGAUUUCACUGACUGUAAAAGCAAUUUUUCUGAAGUCCUGAAAUGUUUAACUUUGUUUUCUACAGUUUUCCCAUUUAUACUUAUUCAAUAAUCUUUGCUAAACCACCUUAGUAAUAAAAAAAUGAUAGUUUCUAUUAAGUUUUUACUUCAAUAAUUUAUGUUUCUACCGUCUAUCAAGCAAACUUAUCUUCCGUGUUUUAAUUUGUACAAUGAGAACCUUCUACAGUUCUUUAUAUAAUCUGUAAGUGUAUGAUACAAUGUGAGUUUAAAGUUUACAUUAUUGUCUAUCGAUUGAGAUCUUGAACCGAUUUGUGUUAGACCACCAUUGAAAGCCUGGAAGCACUGGAUGGUCGUUCCAUCCUAUUGUGGAUGCGCACUGCCGAGGAAUCCCAAAAGUAUUUGUAUGAAGUCUUGCAUUAUCCCUUUUUAACUAUAACUUCAUUGAUAACGAAAACCAAACUUGAAUCAUUCAGGAAUUUCUUGGCUUUCUAUAUAAAUUCCUUUAUACAACUAAUUUACUUACGUACUACUGUUACUCCGCCUGGAUCCCCUCUGGGGCUACUGCCGGUCCCAAGCACGGAUGAAGGAGGAGGGUUGGGCAUGGGGUUAGCAACCCUAUCCCGUAGAAAACUAACUCACUAAAGAAACGCUAAUCAGUAAGAAAGUAUACAACUAAUAUUCUCUCAAAUUAACUCCAAGAUUAACUGUUAAGCAAUAUCAUAUUGUUGUAGUAUCAACCGUCACAUCGAACCUACUUCAACCGUAUCAAUAACCAAGUAUAGUUUAAUGAUUUUCUUCAAAUUGUUUUCUCGUCGAAUUUCCUACUCUAAUUGAACACCAUAUGAUUCGCUUUUAUGCAUUUUUAUUAUUCAGCUGACUUAUUAUCAUUAUUUUGUUUUAUUGAAACAUUUCAAUAGGUUCAUCAUAAAAUUCGAGAUAUUUCUUUGAGCUGAUUUUUUAGUGACUCCAAAAUUUGACUUCAUAUAGAUCGUAUGAAUGAUUUUUAUCGAAAUAUACAUCCUGACUAUUCUCGUAUAUUGUUAUCGACUUGAAUCAGGUUAUUGAUUUGAACAGACAAUCAGAAGUAUAAAACGAAGAGAAGAGAUUGAAGCAAAAUGAGGUACAGUGGAGAUGGCUUGUGAGCCAACUCAAUUUAAUCAAUAUUUAUAUUCACAUGAAAACAAGCUACAGAGAUGUGAUGAAUGGGAUAAGAAGGGUACACACAUAACCUAACAUAAAAACAGUCAAGUUUGAUAAGCGAAUAUUUAAAAAGGUCGAAAUAUGACUCAAGAUGAAUGAAUGAAUUGGCCUGUCUAGAAGCUAGAAUAAGGUAUCUGGGCUUAACAUCAUAUUGUACCGCAGCAAUUGCAUAAUAGCACUCAUGUGUUCAUUAGAAAUGAUAAUCAUAAUCUGUAUUAUUAAUGUUUCAUUUGUUUCCAUGUAUUUUAUGUUACGGUGAAUCAAAUUUAUUAUUAUUACUGGGUUUUUUUUGUAUUUUCUUCUAGUGAUUAACGUAUGUUGCUAGCCUAACUUAUUGAAACUUAAUUUUGUUUAUUAUUUGAAGUGAUGAAUUGGGAUACAUUGGAUAACUUACAAUUUCUAUACAUAAAUAUGCACUUUACAUUUGUAAAUAAAACUCUACUUUUAUAUCUC